UCGGUUUUCUCGCUUUCACUUCAAAUUCAUUUCUCACCAGUUCACUCCUCUCCCUCGUUUGUCUCGAGAAUUGAAUUCGGUGGGCUUGAGAAAAGACGGGUAGUGUGAGAGAAUCAGCACUGAGUUUGGAAUUUCGGAGGGUUUACAAUGGUUUCUAGGAAGGGUAAAGAGAAGGUCACUGACGACGGGGGGAAAGGGAAGAGGAAAUGGAGCGGCGGCGGAGGCGAUCCUGAUAAGACGGGUGGGAAGCGAAAGAACCGUGGCGGUGGCGGGAUUAGGUUUAUCGAUGACGCGGCGUACACGGCGGAGGAUGAUGAAGAGUCCAGCGAAUAUUCCUCGUUUGAUUUCGAUGAGGAACCUGAGAAUGAGCUUAUGGAAGUUCGUGACCCUUCUAUACGUAUCAAGGCGGAGGAGAUGACGGAAGAAGAGCUUGAACAAAUGUUGAAAGAACGAUACAAACCAGGAGCUGGCUUUGUUCAUUAUGGAGCAGAUGCUUAUGACUUCAAGAACACUGUUGACGUGUUGCCCACUGACAAGGAUCCCAAAAUAUGGAGGGUCAAAUGCAUGGUUGGACGUGAGAGGCAUUCAGCCUUCUGUCUUAUGCAAAAAUUUGUAGACUUGAAGGAAAAAGGAACUAAGCUGCAGAUUGUAUCUGCAUGUGCUGUUGAUCACUUGAAGGGCUUUAUUUUUAUUGAAGCUGAUAGACAGCAUGACAUCUAUGAGGCAUGUAAAGGGAUUGGGACUGUAUAUUCCAGUAAAGUGAUGGAGGUUCCAACUAAUGAAAUUUCCCGUUUGCUAUCGGUAAGAAACAAAGCAGUUGGAAUCUCUAAGGGUAUGUGGGCCCGAGUGAAGAGUGGAAGGUAUAAACGUGAUCUUGCACAGGUUGUACAUGUCAAUGAAGUUCGGAAGAAAGUAACUGUGAAAUUGAUUCCAAGGAUUGAUUUAAAAGCAAUGGCUGAAAAAUUUGGUGGAGGCGUUGCUGCUAAGAGGACUGCUGUUCCACCACAACGACUGAUCAGCUCCAGAGAGCUUGAGGAGUUCCGUCCUCUUAUCCGAGUUAGGCAAGACCGUGAUACUAAGGACACGUAUGAGGUUUUUAAUGAGAUGAUGCUGAAGGAUGGUUAUUUGUACAAAAAGAUGCCCAUUGACUCAUUGAAUUUUUGGGGUGUAAUGCCUACUGAAGAUGAGCUCUUGAAGUUUGAGCCUGCAAAGAAGGAUGAAUCUAUUGAUGUUCAGUGGCUUUCUGAUCUAUUUGGUGAAAAUAAGAAACAAGAAGUUAAGAAAAUUAAGCCGGAUAAAGGUGGUGGGAAAUGUGAGGGAUCGUCUAGUACUAGUCUGGAAAGUAAUUUUGAACUGCAUGAUCUAGUAUUUAUUGGUCGGAAGGAUUUUGGUGUUGUCAUUGGCUUUGAUAAGGAUGGUACAAUCAAGGUCUUAAGACAAGGCUCAGAAGGACCAUUAGUGGUUAACAGUAAACCAACAGAGUUGAAAAGUGCAUCAUUUGAUAAGAAACUGUUCUCCGUGUCGGAUAAGAACUCAAAUACCUUGAAAAUUAAUGACACUGUUCGAAUAUUGGAUGGUCCACUAAAGGACAAGCAAGGAAUUGUUAAAAAAAUUUACAAAGGGGUUCUCUUUUUGUAUGAUGAAAGUGAGCAGGAGAAUGAUGGCUAUACAUGUGUCAAAGCACAAGAUUGUGAGAAAGUAAACGUUUCUGGUGAUCCCUCAAAUACAAAGGGUGGUGACCCAGGUUCCUCAGGUUUUACAGAUUCAAUGCCAUCUCCGAAAUCGCCUUUGUCACCUAAGCAAACUUGGCAAGAGGACAAUAAUAAGAAUAAUGAUGACACUGAAGAGUUCUCUGUUGGCCAAUUACUGAGAAUCCGUGUGGGCCCUUUGAAGGGAUAUCUAUGUCGAGUUUUGGCUGUUCGUCGAGGUGAUAUCACUGUGAAGCUAGAUUCCAAGCAGAGAAUUCUUACAGUAAAAUCUGAUCAUCUGUCCCAAGUUCUUAAAAAGGAUCCUGCACCAGCCCCCGGAGAGGAAUCCAAGACGUUUGAUUUUCUUGGAGGACAAGAUGAAGCAAAUGACUGGAUUGGUGGGGCAUCAGUGUCAACAGAUGAUAAUAAAUGGAAUACAGGAUCAUCUACUGAAAGGAGUACUUGGUCAUCUUUUCCUUCAUCAAACCUCUCGCUUUCAAAGGAACCUGGUUCUGGUAAUCCCAUGGAUGUUGAUGCCAAGAAAGAUGCUGAAGAUUCUCCCUGGAAUAUUAAAACAACUACGGAUCAAAAUUCAUCAUGGGGUGCAUCUGCUGCCAACUCAAGGCAACCUGAUGAAGCUGGUGGGACACUCAAAGAUGAUUCUUGGGGCAAAGCUGCAGUGAAGUCCAGUGAUGAGGGCACUUGGGGUGCGGCUUCUGAAAAGUGGAACAGCAGUGGUGGUACUUCUGGAAGCCAAGUAUCUUGGGGCAAGGCCUCUGCUGACCCUCAGCCGGACAAAUCUGAUGAGAAACUCAAAGAUGAUUCCUGGGGUAAAGCUGCAGAUAAGUGGAGUGGUGGAGGUGAUGCUUCAGGAAGUAAAGCAGCCUGGGGCAAGGGCACAACUGCUGAGGCUCCACGGGACCAGUCUGGCGAGACACUCAAAGAUGAGUCUUGGGGGAGAGCUGCGGAUAAGUGGAGCAGUGGAGGUGAAGGUGUCGCGGAAAAGGGAGAUAAUACACACCAAGCCGGCUGGGGUAGCACCAAUACUUCUGGAAAGGAUGCGAUAUCAGCAUGGAACCAAGGAUCUGCUAAUAAAGAUGGUGAUAAAGCUUCUGGAUGUGAGGGUGGUGCAAAUUCUAACUGGGGGUCCAGCACUAAAUCCUCCAGCCUUGGUGGCUCAUCUGGUUGGGGCAAACCCUCUAAUGAUGGUGGUGGCAGCUGGGGCAAACCCUCUGAUGGUGGUGGUGAUGGUGGUUGGGGCAAAUCCUCUAAUGAUGGGGGUGGUGGUUGGGGCAAAUCCUCUAAUGAUGGUGGCAAAUCAUCUGAUGAUGGCGGUGGGGGUGGUGGUUGGGGCAAAUCCUCUAAUGAUGGUGGCAAAUCCUCUGAUGAUGGCGGGGGGGAUGGUGGUUGGGGCAAACCCUCUAAUGCUGGCGGUGGUGACGGUGGUUGGGGUAAACCCUCUAAUGCUGGUGGCAAACCCUCUAAUGAUGGUGGUGGUGAUGGUGGUUGGGGCAAACCCUCUAAUGUUGGUGGUGGUGACAGUGGUUGGGGCAAAUCCUCUGGGGGCGGUGAUGGGGGCAAACCCUCUAAUGCUGGUGGUGGUGACAGUGGUUGGGGCAAAUCCUCUGGGGGUGGUGAUGGGGGCAAACCCUCUAAUGAUGGUGGUGGUGGCUGGGCAAAGCCCUCUAGUGGUGGUAGUGAUGGUGGUUGGGGCAAAUCCUCUAAUGAUGGUGGCAGCGGUGGUGGAUGGGGCAAAUCUUCUAAUGAUGGUGGUGGGGGUGGUGGAUGGGGCAAAUCCUCUAAUGAUGGUGGCGGCGGUGGUGGAUGGGCAAAAUCCUCUAAUGAUGGUGGCGGGGGUGGUGGAUGGGGCAAAUCCUCUAAUGAUGGUGGCGGCGGCGGUGGUUGGGGCAAAUCCUCUAAUGAUGGUGGUGGGGGUGGUGGUGGAUGGGGAAAAUCCUCUGAUGGUGGUGGUGGAUGGGGAAAAUCCUCUGAUGGUGGUGGUGGUGGGGGUGGAUGGGGCAAAUCCUCCGAUGAUGGUGGUGGUGGUGGCGGUUGGAGCAGCAAAACCAAUUGGAGUUCUGGAAGUGGAUUUGGAGAUGGUAACAAUCUAGAUAACCCUUCCGAUGAUGGUGGGAGAAGGGGAGGUUGGAGAGGUGGUCGGGGUGGAAGAGGCGAUCGUGGUGGCUUCCGAGGUAGAGGCAGAUCUGAUCGUGGUGGUUUUGGAGGUAGAGGUGGAUCUGACCGUGGUGAUUUCAACGGUGGCAGGGGUGGUUUUCGAGGUAGAGGACGAUCCGACAGAGGAGGAGGCUUUGGAGAUAGAGAGGGAUUCCGCGGCAGAGGUGGUUUUAGAGGCAGGGGCCGCGGAGAUUGGAAUAACAGAGGUGAUGAUUCAAACGAGGAUAAAUCCUACAGCUGGAAUAAAGGCUCAAACAAUGAUGGCGAGGGAUGGAAAAACUCCGACAAUGGCGGCAGUUGGAGCCAAAGAAACAGUUCAAGUUGGGGUCAGUCGAAAGGCGAUACAACACCCCAGGGGGGCAGCAGUUGGAGCCAGGGGGGUGAAGACAACAAUAAAAGUCAGGGGUGGGGUUCGGGAUCAGGUUCAAGCUGGGGUAAAACUAAAGACGAAACAUCUCAGAAGGGUAGUUGGAACCAGGGAGGAGGAGGAGGUGAAGACAAUAAUAAAAGCCAGGGCUGGGGUUCAGGUUCAGGUCCAGGUUCAAGCUGGGGUAAAUCUAAAGACGAAACGAUGAGCCAGAAGAGCAGUUGGAACGGGGGAAGCAAUGACAGCAAUAAUACGAAUUCCAGCUGGGGUCAGGCGAAAGGAGAAUCAUCCCAGAAGGGUGGUUGGGGCCAGGGAGGCAACAAUAACAACAAUACCGGUCAAGGAUGGGGUCAAUCACAAGGUGAAGAAGCCUCCCAGAAGGGCGGAUGGGGUCAACCACAAGGUGAAGAAGCCUCCCAGAAGGGCGGAUGGGGUCAACCUAAACCCGAAGCAGACAAGAAGGAAGCUAGUGACGGAUGGGGAAGCAAGAAUUCUGGCAAGGAUGAGGGACAGUCUGAUGAUCCGUGGAGUAAACCGGCAAAUAGCUCCUGGGGUUCCAAGGGUGGAUGGUAAUAUUACUUGUAGAGUGAGGAAGGGUGUUGAUAUUGCCGUAGCCGUUUAUGUUGGUUAUAUGUUGAUGGCUAGCACAAGCAAACAAACAACUCAGUUAGUAUCUCUCUCUCUCUAUUAUGUAUGCAUAUGAUGCCUGUUUUCUAUUUCUAGAUUUGGAACAAGUGUGAUGAUGAACACAAGUAGAAUUGCAUUUGCAUUUGCAUGUCCUCCUUAGUUAGUUCCCUUCCCUGAGUGUUUGUUUGUUUGUUUGUGGUGUUAUGUUAUGUUUUCUGGGACA
This is a messenger RNA of Andrographis paniculata, 5080 nucleotides long. RefSeq names its product protein RNA-directed DNA methylation 3. Lineage: Eukaryota; Viridiplantae; Streptophyta; Magnoliopsida; Lamiales; Acanthaceae. Gene Ontology annotation, biological process: transcription elongation by RNA polymerase II; regulation of transcription by RNA polymerase II; transcription elongation-coupled chromatin remodeling. Bases 148 to 4803 code for a protein of 1551 amino acids. The transcript has 19 exons. Gene Ontology annotation, cellular component: DSIF complex. The record is from RefSeq and is a predicted model, not a curated record. Gene Ontology annotation, molecular function: mRNA binding.